AUGGCUCCAGAGGCAGGGGAAUCUUUGCAUGAUGCCACCUGGGCGGAAGUGUUGCGGCCGGAAGGCUCCAACCACCAGCCGUUCCAGCGCAGCGCCCACUGGGAGCUGCGGGCCACGGUCAGACCGGGCCGGUCGCCAUGGCGACAAGACGGCUUGUGUGGGCAGUUGAGGGAGUUUGUGGCGUCCUCGGCUUCCCCGCGGCAGCAGCGGCAACGGCAGCAGGAGGAGGGACCGGGAGCGGCCAGGGGAGAGGACAUGGACGAGGAGAGUCUGCAGGAGCUUUACUCGUGGGUGGACGCGAUGCAGCUGUCCAGGGCCAAGCGCAACCUCGCCCGGGACUUCAGUGAUGGAGUCUUGAUUGCCGAAGUGGUAAAAUUUCAUUUUCCCAAGAUGGUUGAGAUGCACAACUAUACUCCAGCCAGCUCGACGCAGCAGAAAAUGAGCAACUGGGCUCACCUGAACAGGAAAGUGUUCACCAGGCUAAACUUCUACGUCCCAGAUGACGUGGUCCGUAAAGUGGUGCAGUGCUCACCUGGAGUUGUGGAGUUUGUGCUGAGCACCUUGAGGCUGAAGAUAGGAGAGAAGCUGAAACAAAAACACAACAAAACGAUUCCUUCACCACAGGAUCUCGAGUAUUACAGCAUGGCAGUGGAACAGGACUUGGCAUCUCCACGGACAAGGGGAAAUGCAACAGGGAACCAUCACGAUAUUCAACUACAAGCUGACUACUCCAAAAGCCACACAAAGGCACAGUCCAGCUACGCACAGCUGAGCCCAGAGGUCAGGAUCCUGAUGGAGGAGAAAGAACUAGCACUGCUGGCUUUUCGAGAAACCGUCCAGAUUCUUCAGGUGAAAAUUCGCCGCCUCGAGCAGCUUCUGUGCCUGAAAGAUGUCCGAAUUGAUGAUCUCACUCGUCGCCUACAGCAGGCUGAACAGAGAUAAAAAGCCUUCAUCCCUCCCUUGACAAGCAAGCAUGACAUGACAAACCCCUUCAAGUCUUUAUUUAAAUCAGAUUAUGUUUUAAGCCGAUAAUAAUGAAAGUAAAAAGCCUCUAGUACCCAGCAGCCUGUCAGAAACCAAAAAUGGCAGUCCAAAAAUGACCCCCCCCCCCCCCCCCAAAUAAUACACCAAGCGCUGGAGAUAGUCAGCAGGUCAGGCAACAUCAAUGGAGAGAGGAAUUGCGUUAGAAUAAAGGGUUUAGAAAACGUACAGGAGAACAGUACAGCAAUGGAACAGGCCCCCUCAGCCCACAAUGUUUAUGUCAAAUAUAAUAAUAGGUUAUAGUUAUAAGGUCAAAUGAAAAGGAGUAGAAUUAGGCCAUUUGCCCCAUCAAGUCUACUCUGCCAUUCAUUCAUGGCUGAUCUAUCUCUCCCUCCUAACACCAUUCUCCUGCUUUCUCCCCAUAACCUCUGACACCCAUACUAAUCAAGAAUUUAUCUAUCUCUGCCUUAAAAAUAUCAAUUGACUUGGCCUCCACUUCUGUGGCAAAUUAUUCCACAGAUUCACCACCCAUUGACUAAAGUGAGAUCAGCAGGUCUCAUCUGCCUGUAUAUAAUCCAUAAUCCCUCUAUUCCCUGCACUUCCAUGUGCCUAUCCAAAAGCCUCUUAAAUGCCACUAUAAUAUCUGCUUUCACCGCCAUCACUAGCAAUGCGUUCCAGGCACUCACCAUCAUCUGUGUAAAAGACUUGCCCCACACAUCUCCAUCAAGCCUUGCCCCUCUCACCAUAUAGGUACACCCUCUAGUGUUGGACACUUGCACCCUGGGAAAAAGGUUAUGACUCUCUACCCUAUCUAUGCCUCUCCUAGUUUUAUAUAUUUCUACCAAGUCUCCCCGCAACCCCAGUUCCAGAGAAAACAAUCCACUCCCCACACACUGGGGAUAAUUUACUGAAGGCAAUUAACCUACAAACCCACACGUCUUUGGAAUGCAGGUGGAAACCCACGCGGUCAAGGGGAGAACGUAAAAACACCUCAAGGAACGGCAACGGAGGUCAGGAUGGAAUCUGGGUCUCUGGCAGCGUGAAGCAGUGGCUCUACCGGGAUCUCCGGUUUCCUCCCACACUCCAAAGAUGUACAGCUUGUUGGUUCAUUGGCCCCAGAGAAAACCCACGCGGGUCACGGUGGGAACGUACAAACUCCGAACAGACAGCACCCGUGGUCGGGAUGGAACCCGGGUCUCUGGCGCUGUAAGGCAGCAACUCUACCACUGCACCACUGUGCCUAUAUAAAGACCUUUCCCCAGGAUUGCAGCAACCAGAUAGAUACACAACUGCAUCCAUUCCAGCACGCUUUGGCAUUUGUCCUUUGCAAGAACUUAAAGUUGAUAUAAUCCAAGAAGCCCUUCUUUACAGAUUCAGAUGAGCUGAAUAUAAGGAGUCCUCUUCUUGCGAUUAGAGAGUAAUGCUGCUUUAAGAAUGAAUACCCUGAUGACAGGAUGCAAGAAAAAUUGUCAGACUGUUCUGGGUACCAUUGUUUCAAGAGAACAUCAUCUCCCUGGUACAUUUACAAUGUGGUUAAAUAUAGAGCAAUUUGUAGUCUGUCGUGUUCAGUUGACUAGUAACUGGCACACUUGUUUGAUGAGUUUGAUUUGAACUGUAAUAAUUAGGAAUCGUUUUUAUCUGUAUCCGACAAUUUACAUUUACCAAUGUAGGAUUCAGUUGUGUGUACAAUAUAAGAUUAAUGUAAAUUAAUUUAGUUUAGUUUAGUUUAGAGAUACUGUGCGGAAACAGGCCUUUCGGCCCACCGAGUCCGCGCCGACCAGCGAUCACCCCGUACACUAGCACCACCCUACACACACUUGGGGUAAUGUACAAUCUUUACCCAAGCCAAUUAACCGACAAACUUGCACAUCUUUGGAAUGUGGGAGGAAUGAAUGCCCACGCAAGUCACGGGGAGAACGUACAAAGGCAGCACCCGUAGUCAGGAUCGAACCCAGGUGCUGUAAGGCAGUAACUCCACCGCUACGCUAACCAUGCUGCCAUUGCAUGCACCUAAUUUAGAGCUGCUUAUUAUUUUACAUGACUACUGUGUGUAGGAUAGUGCUAGCGUGCGGGAAUCGCUGGUCGGCUCGGACUUGGAGGGCCAAAGGGCCUGUUUCUGUGCAGUAUCUCUAAACUAAACGUAAUUAUUUCGAACUAUUUUCCAAUGAUUUUAAAUCAGUUUUUUUUACUGCAGACAAAUAAAACCAGAAAUGGGAAAAGGAGAAUGGGGAGGAAUGGUAAAAGGACAUUUCUGUACCAAAAGGAGAAAGGGGGCAGGAGCAGAAUUAGACAGUUCGGCUCAUCAAUAAACAGUAGACAAUAGGUGCAAGAGUAGGCCAUUCGGCCCUUCGAGCCAGCACCGCCAUUCAAUGUGAUCAUGGCUGAUCAUCCUCAAUCAGUUCCUGCCUUCUCCCCAUAUCCCCUGACUCCGCUAUUUUUAAAAGCCCUUUCUAGCUCUCUCUUGAAAGCAUCAAGAACCUGCCUUCACCGCCCUCUGAGGCAGAGAAUUCCAGAUUCACCACCCUCUGAUGAAUGAAAUUCCUCAUCUCCUUCCUAAAGGAGCGUUCUUCAAUUCUGAGGCUAUGACCUCUAGUCCUAGACUCUCCCACUAAUGGAAACAUCCUCUCCACACCAACGCUAUCCAGGCCUUUCACUAUUCUGUACAUUUCAAUGAGGUCCCCCCUCAUUCUUCUAAACUCCAGCGAGUACAGGCCCAGUGCAGACAAAUGCUCAUCAUAUGUUAACCCACUCAUUCCUGGGAUUCUCGUAAACCUCCUCUGGACCGUCUCCAGAGGCGGCACAUCCAUCUGUCUGUGACUUACACCCAUUGUCAGAGCAUUCUGAUAAUAGAAACAUAGAUAAUAGGUGCAGGAGUAGGCCAUUCGGCCUAUGAUCAUGGCUGAUCAUCCAACUCAGUAUCCUGUACCUGCCUUCUCUCCAUACCCCCUGAUCCCUUUAGCCACAAGGGCCACAUCUAACUCCCUCUUAAAUAUAGCCAACGAACUGGCCUCAACUACCUUCUGUGGCAGAGAAUUCCAGAGAUUCACAACUCUCUGUGUGAAAAAUAUUUUUCUCAUCUCGGUCCUAAAAGAUUUCCCCCUUAUCCUUAAAUUGUGACCCCUUGUUCUGGACUUCCCCAACAUCAGGAACAAUCUUCCUGCAUCUAGCCUGUCCAACCCCUUAAGAAUUUUGUAAGUUUCUAUAAGAUCCCCCUUCAAUCUUCUAAAUUCUAGCGAGUACAAGCUGAGUCUAUCCAGUCUUUCUUCAUGUGAAAGUCCUGACAUCCCAGGAAUCAGUCUGGUGAACCUUCUCUGUACUCCCUCUAUGGCAGGAAUGUCUUUUCUCAGAUUAGGAGACCAAAACUGUACGCAAUACUCCAGGUGUGGUCUCACCAAGACCCUGUACAACAGCAGUAGAACCUCGCUGCUCCUAUACUCAAAUCCUUUUGCUAUGAAGCGGGACUGCGGGGGCUGCUGGUGCCUUUGUGACAUCUGUAAUGUGUUAAUUCAUUGACAAUAUAGAAAAAAAUUAUUAAAAAUCACAUUCCUCUUUGUUCUGGACCAAAGGCCAUUGUAUCAGGUGUUCUUAAAUAAAAUAAAGCCUUGAUUGCCGUACCCAAUUCUUAUGUAUUUUAUUUAACAGUACCCAUACUAAAAACUAAAUAGGAUCAAGAGUGUUUUAUUGUCACAUGUCCCAGAUAGAACAUUUAAAUUCUUACUUGCAGCAGCAUAACAGAAUAUGUAAAUAUAGUACACUGGAAACAAUGUAAUAAACGAGA
Leucoraja erinaceus (little skate) is the source of this 4759-nucleotide messenger RNA. RefSeq names its product sperm flagellar protein 1-like. Lineage: Eukaryota; Metazoa; Chordata; Chondrichthyes; Rajiformes; Rajidae. Gene Ontology annotation, molecular function: microtubule binding. The coding region runs from base 1 to 942 and encodes 313 amino acids. The transcript has 9 exons. The record is from RefSeq and is a predicted model, not a curated record. Gene Ontology annotation, cellular component: axoneme. Gene Ontology annotation, biological process: regulation of cytoskeleton organization.